AUGGAUGGUCCGGAAAAAAGGAGUCAACAAUCCUUCAAAUGGUCACAAACGAAUAAAGAAAAAGGAGAUUUUAUGAAUGUUAUCAGUAAAAGUGAUAACGUUAAAUUAUCAAAAUCUCAAAGGAUAACAAACGAUGAUGAUAAUAAUAAUAAUAAUAAUUUACUAAAUCAUCAUCUGUACAGAAGUUUUUCAUGUAGCGAUCCGCAUUUGAGAAAAUCAGAAUCCGUCGAAAGUUUUCAUUUAUACGACGGAAACGAUCAAUCGUUGAGGAUGGCAGCAUUAAAAACGGAAAAUGCAAAAUUAAGAUCGAUCAUAAGCGAAAGAGAUGAAAGAAAUUACGAACUUUGUUUGAGAUUUUUAAGAAUGAAACAUUGUAAAAAUGAUAUAAGGACGAGAUUUCACGAUUUGGAAAAUGAAUACCUACAGGUCAUAACAAAUCUAAUGGAAAAAAUUGACGAAGCGAGAGAAGAAUUUAAUUUUAUAAUUGAUCAAAAGUUUAAAAAACCUUUGCACACGACCAACGCCAUGUACCUUAAAUUGAUACAAAAAAAUUCCAAAAUGGCAUUCGAAAAUGUUUCUCUCCGUUUGGAAAAUCAGUGCCUUAAAAAAGAAUUGAAAAAAUACGUUGUUUACGGCGGCGAUUUACCGGAAGUCAUGAGGAAAAUCGAUAGUCAACCGACCGGGGAUAAUAACGAUGAUGAAAAUGGCGGCGUUAAAAUACUUUGCGCCCCGUCAAAAAGUGAAAGUAAAUUAAAUAAAACGAAGAAAAAUGUCAAUUUCAACGAAAUCAAAACAAUUUUUCAAAGGGAUUUAUAUAUAAAAAAUUCAGAUACGGACUCGACGAAUUGCAUGAGCAAAACAUCGACGGCCGAUCAAAGUAACGGAAGUCUAACGGAUAGGAUAAAAUCGCACGAAAAAACGAAUUACUUACCGGACGAAAUAUUAAAUAAAUUAUUUAAAAGAAUCGAUACGUCAAGUCAUCAAACUAUAAAUAGUAAUCAAAGAAUAAUCGAACAAACGAGUAUCGAAUAUAAAAAUAACGACAUCCAAUCGAACGAUAGUCAAAAAGAAUUCACGCCUUUUAAUUUCCCAUAUAAAAACAUUGUAGGAAAAACGGACAAUAAUAUUAAAAUAAUUAAAAAAAAAGACAGACAAACAAACAAAACGGAAACGGAUAUGAAAAAUAAAAUGAACGAUUCGUUCACGCCGACCGAUAGCAAAGAAUCAUUUAACGAUAAUAUAAAAAAUACGUUAAAUUAUUUACCCGCGAAAUACGAGGAUUUAAUAACCGUUACGAACAACAACAAAAUGGCCGACGAUGUAUACGAUUACGUCGACGAUGACGUCAUAAUAGAAGAACAAAUGAGAAAAAAACAAAUAACGAUUCGUAAAAAUAAUUCUAAUUCGUCGAGUCAAAAAUCACGUUUUUCAAUAACGAAUAAAUACGAUAAGAAAAAAAAAAAAAAAAUCGGAACCGGAAAUGAAUAUUCAAUACUCGUCGGCGGUGAUGCAAACGUUUACAGGGAAGCUAACGGAGUUCCGGUUUGGAAAAAAGACGUCAUGAGUUUCGAUGAUGAUAACAAAUUGAUAAUGCCGAUAAAGGAUAGUUGCGGAUUGGAGGAAAAACUCGAUUUAUCACUCAUCGAAUUACCACUUAAAAGUAAUAUUAUUAUUAUUAUUAUUAUUAUUAUUAUCUAUUGUUAUUAUUAUCUAUUAUUAUUAUUAUCGAUUCAGCAACAGCAGCAGCAACCGCAACAACCGACAAUCAUGACGAAUGAAAAUAAAAUAAAAUCUCGUCGACCGGAAGGAAGUAAAAGAUUUUCCCAACGUUUGAUAUCAACAAGUCCAGAACAAUUGAAAAAUUUUUUAACCGAAACCCAAUUAGAAGCUUGUUAUAAAAUGGCGCCAAUAAUUGUUGGUCAUGCGACGACGCACAUGAAUCCGGAAAUACAAUACGACGAAUCAAAAAACGAUAUUAUUCUCCAGUUGGUCAUUCCAGCAGGAAAAGCCGUUAAAAAACCGUCAAAAAAUCAAUUAAAAACCGGUUAA
This is a messenger RNA of Pediculus humanus corporis (human body louse), 2049 nucleotides long. RefSeq names its product DNA double-strand break repair Rad50 ATPase, putative. The transcript is spliced from 7 exons. The record is from RefSeq and is a predicted model, not a curated record. Lineage: Eukaryota; Metazoa; Arthropoda; Insecta; Psocodea; Pediculidae. The coding region runs from base 1 to 2049 and encodes 682 amino acids.